Messenger RNA from Venustampulla echinocandica, 462 nucleotides. RefSeq lists its product as uncharacterized. NCBI's taxonomy places the organism in Eukaryota, Fungi, Ascomycota, Leotiomycetes, Helotiales, Pleuroascaceae. The transcript is spliced from 2 exons. The record is from RefSeq and is a predicted model, not a curated record. Bases 1 to 462 code for a protein of 153 amino acids.
AUGCCUCUUCACGACAAACUCAUUGUUACCUUGGUUCUAUCAAUGGGCACAGUGGCCGUCAUUGCCUCCGCUCUCAGGAUCUUCUUUAUGCACCCUGGUAUCCUGAGGAACUCGAGCAUCAAAUGGUAUGAGAAGGCAGAUGGGUCCUUAGCUGCGGAUAUGACGUGGAACGCCGUUAACCCCGGAGAAUGGACUCUUAUCGAAGCCAAUCUGAUGAUUAUAUGUGCAAGCAUAUUCGCUCUGCGGAGGCUGUGGGCGCACCAUCGGGAGAAAAGAACUUCGCGACCUGCGGGAAGUGUCAGCGGUCGCCGGGCCCCGCAGUCAGCUAGUCGACGAAAGUUAGAAUUUUAUUCGCUAUCACAUAUCCUACAACGAACAUCCGACUCUAACGGGGCCGGGGAUAGUGAGGCGGCCGAGCAAAGUGGCGCGGGGACUGGCUCAGACAAAGAGUUAAUCGGAUAA